CCAAUGCAAUCUCUUCAAAGAAUGAGAGCUAAACCAUAAAUAUAUUGUCUUUGGAAGUUGUGGUUGAGUCAUGAGUCAUGACCCAUCAUUUCCAAAAUUCAAAGAACGUUCAUACUACCUAUCAAUAUCAAGAGUCGUGUAUAAUAAAGUACUAUAUAUGAUUCAACCACCUGAGUCUUCAAAACUGGAAAUCUUGUAGUUUCUGUGUGAACAAGUGCUGCUUGCAAAGGAGAAUUUGAAGCAAAAACACAGAAAAAAGCACAAAAAUAAAGAAAUGACUGAGACUUGCCACUACACUAUUAUAAAGGUGGUACGAGAUGAAGACCUUGCAGAACAGAUUGGAAAGGAUAUAUAUUUUGAUCUUGUAGACUUUGACAAAGUGAGGAGUUUUCGUGUUAAAAAGUAUACAUCAUUUCACGAUUUCAAGGAAUAUGUUGCUAACGAGUUUGGUAUACCAGCUCGAUUCCAGAGCUUUUGGAUAUGGACAAAGCGUGAAAACCAAUCAUUUCGUCCUUUGAGGCCAUUGACGCACAUUGAGGAAGCAGGAACUGUUGGACAACUUAUUAAAUUAACAAAGGCCGACAAAGCAGCAUACCAUUUGUUUUUGCAAGUCGAGCAUGGGCUGGAUUUAUGUCCCAUUGCACCACUAAAUAAGAGAAAGGAUGAUGAUAUAUUGCUUUUUUUCAAGUUAUAUGAUCCUGAAAAAGAGGAGCUACGUUAUGUUGGAAGGCUCUUUGUGAAAUGUAGUGGCAAGCCAUCAGAAAUCUUAACGAAGUUAAAUAAUUUGGCUGGAUAUGAUUCAGAUGAAGAGAUAGAACUUUAUGAGGAGAUUAUGUUUGAACCAAAUGUCAUGUGUUAUCCUGUUGAUGAGAAAUUAACAUUUAACGAAAACCAGUUAGAAAAUGGUGAUAUUAUAUGCUUUCAGAAAGCUUCUGAAAUGGUUAAUGAGAAACAUUUACGCUAUCCUGACGUGCCUUCAUUCUUGGAAUACGUGCACAGCCAGGUUUCUUUUUCUUCAUCAGACACAGAAUCUAAAGAUGAAGAAUCUGUCUCGGAAUCAUCCGAGGAAGAAAUCAAAAACAUUAUAGACUCGGAUGAAAUUGAAGCUAUGAUAGCUGAGGAUGCCAUUGGUGCAAUUGACAGAGUUUUAGCAGAAGGGAUUUCUGUUUCAUUACAAUCUAUGCAUUCUAUCCAAGUCUCAAGACAAAGUCUCAAAGUUCAGGAAUUGAGGGAUAUCGUCUUUAAAGAAGACUUGUUUGAAAAAUUUAAAGAAGGUCUCACUCCUAAUGUUAUCUUCAAUGCAUUUAAGGAAAAAAUUGAUGCUAAUGCUUAUGUGUUCUCCUCUCGCCAAUUAGGAAACAUCAACGCUGUUGUUAACCUUCUCAACAACAUUGUGAGGAUGUUGGAGAAACUCGAAAAUUUGAAAAAAGUGCUAGACUCAGCUAAGACGAGCACUGACCAAAAUAAUCAAGCAUUGAAGGUUAAAAGACAAAAAAUAUUGGCCUCAAAUACUUCCUGCACAAUUCAACAAACACGGCUCAACCAGAUUACUGAUCCUAAAGCUAAAAUUGCCAUGAAAUCUUUGAACAAAGAAGUUAAAUCCAUUUUCCAUCGCCUCGCUGAUGAUCAUAUCAAGUUGAAAAGCGUCGAAGAUAAAAUUCAAGAGGCUCAAAUUGACUUGGAAAGCCAUGAGAAGCUCUAUCAGUUCUUUAAGGAAAACCCUCCAUUUUGAUUCAUAUAUUUUCUUGGCAUUUUUGGCCACAGCAUUUCAUUUCAAUGUCACUUUAGCCUAGUAGCUUUCUGUUUUUAUAUUACCAUUGAAUUUAUGAAAUGAAUCUUGAAUUAUUUUGAGG
Molecule: messenger RNA, 1853 nt
Organism: Trifolium pratense (red clover)
Lineage: Eukaryota; Viridiplantae; Streptophyta; Magnoliopsida; Fabales; Fabaceae
Product: ubiquitin C-terminal hydrolase 12-like
Exons: 10
Coding region: 275-1732 (485 amino acids)
Source: RefSeq, a predicted model, not a curated record